UCUGUUUUGGUUUAGUCAUUGAAGUAUAAUCUAUGUCAACCAUAGAGAAAGUAAUCACUCUGUUUUAUGCCAAUCUUGACAUCACCAGAACAGAACAUAAAAAGAAAUUCGAUGAACAAAUAAAUUAUAAAAAUAAUAUGUAUCAUAGCUAUAUUUCCUUGUGGGAGACGUAAAAAUGGCAAAACGACGGCAUCACGUUUACACAGGUAUGUACACGCGACAAGACCGCCAGAUCGCACACUCGGCAGCUCCAAGCAACAAGACCACCAUCGAGAGCUUCCAGAAUUUCAUCAAUCUCAUGUUACGAUACAUUUGGACGGGUUACAGCCUGGCAUACGGGAACUACCUCGCUUUGGCUACUAUCAUCGCUGUCGUUUUACUGAGUUUUCUCAUACCGGAUAUAUCAAAGAAGAUGCACGCUACCACAGAGUUGAACAGCAUGAAGAAAGUUCUUGAUGUGAUGACGGAGGAGGUGAAUCGUGCUGAAGCUGCUUGCCUAACCACUGCCGAUGAGAUCUGUUACCUGCAAUGCUCCAUGCAAGAUGGCACUACGGAAACUCAGCUAAGAGACGUACAAGACUUGUCAGUCUGCACCAGCGAGUGCAUGUCCUCAAGGAUCUCCGAACCAGUCCAAGUCGAAAGAGAAAUCGGCAUUUUCCAGCGAAUAUUCAACCCUCACACAAACACAUCCCACAAGGAAAUCGCAAUCAUGUCCUACCUAUAUACGGAUUCGUUCAACGUUGAAAAAACGAUAGCAAAUUAAAUGCAGUUGGUAGGUGCCUACUCGUAUCAUAAUGACCUGGAUUUUGUUAAAUGAGUAUUGUUGAUUCGGUGAUUAUAAUAAACACUUCGUUAAUUAAUCCGAUGUGCUUUUAUUUCCA
Molecule: messenger RNA, 881 nt
Organism: Chilo suppressalis (striped riceborer)
Lineage: Eukaryota; Metazoa; Arthropoda; Insecta; Lepidoptera; Crambidae
Source: the annotation of a GenBank genome assembly